CCACAUCUGAGCUAUGCAUACUGCAACCAGUGUUCUACAUGCACCUCCACCCAGAUUGCGUUCCUGCGAAGUCAACCCCAGCCACUGCCACCGAUAUUGAGCUUGCCCGGUGGUCAUUUGUCGGGAUCGUGACAAUCUUCGAGUUUCUCGCACUGAGGCAAAACAAUAUCUCGUUUCCGCCUGGAACCGUGUCGUUCCCUGGCUUCUCUUCUUUCACGACCAGUUCAUUAUGUGCAGAGCCAACUAUAGGCCCGUCGAUAAGAAGCUUGUCAUUGAUCUAGUUGGCAAGAUACUGCAAUAUGCCUUUUCCGCGAGGGACGGGAACACGCCGCUGCUCACUACCGCGCCCACCCUUUACCGCUUGAUCGUAGAGUUGUGGUUGCUGGCCCUCAAUAUCAAGGACAAGGAUGCGCUAUUCAGCCUGAGCGCCCAGCAUCCAUUGUCUCAUUCGCACUAUCGUUACCUCACUACUCUUGAACUCAUCUCCCCGAUUUUAGCCAUAGGGUGCAUGCACGACGAAGCCUUUAUGGCCGUCGUUCUCGAAGUGUCAGGUGACACUGGUGCUCUCGCUUCUAUGGCUCUGAAGUAUGUGAAGAGCGUACGAUCAAUGGCCCAGGACCCUGAUGCAAUCUCGAGACCAUCAACGUCACCCGAGCUGCUUGCAUCGAUGCUUUCGCAUUGUGUUAGAUUUAUCAGGGACAUGAGCAAGCGCAGCGUCGCGAUGCGGGAAGAAUGUAUUGUCCGACAAUCCGUCAGAGUGAUUUUUUCGGCUUCCCGUGCCAUCCAGUUUCUUCUGUCUUUCGCAGGGACCAUGGAGCAGAUACUCAAACCGUCACUCUUCUGGAGUUUUGAGUACCUCGCUGAUCUCCUUGACCAUGCCGAUGACACCAUCUCGGUGCUACAUCAAGCUCUCCGCUCACAUGCAUUUGAAAUAGCACUGGGUACCCCGAGACCCCUGGAGGUGGAUCUUAAUAAUAUCCGCACAAGUAUUCUUAUGAUAUUGUACGAUUACCUUGUCUACGACAAAAUCUUGACCUAUGCGUGGAAACACGUGGACUCCUGGUCUAAUACUCUCGGACCGAUUGCAACGCAAGACCAAACCAUCCAGGGGCGCUGGUCUGCGGUCGAGACGAAGAUACGAUUAUAUGCCGGUCUCAAGUUCAGGGAGGAAAGGAUAAGACGACCAUCACCCGAUGAAAAAGGCUGGAUUCUACGAUGUUACUGUAGUGAUACCGCAGAAGAUACUCAGCUUAGGCAAUGCUCGGGAUGCCAGGUUGUGCGGUACUGCUCAAAGCGAUGUCAGCGUGAUUCCUGGCACAGUCAUCACAAGUGGAGCUGUAAAUUUUUGAAGGCAGCUAUUGGCUCGUCGACACCGCACUACGUGAAACGUAGUCUCUGUCUGCUAUCUAGCCUAGAAGCUUACGAGGUCUUGUGCAGGUGGGGGGAUAUUCAGAGCCAGAUCGCCGUUGCGCGGUGCAAGUAUCCGCAAGAUCAGGACCGACUCGUUGUCAAGAUCACUAUAGAUGAGGAAGAAUUAUCAGUUCUACCUCUUCGACACUACCUCUUUCUGUUCAAUGGUCUCUCUGAAAAUGAGGUCGUGGACCGCUUAUCGUCAUGGCCAGAUCCAAGGGGCCAUCUUCAACGAUCGUUCUUUUGUUCGGUUAUCGCGAUAAACGAUCGAUAUUCGUCACAGCAGAUCUUGUUCAGUCCACGUACUGCAUUAGACAUGGAGACAGUGCCAACGCUCAGACGUAACCAUCAAUAUAUGAGCUCGCGAGCACGCGAGUGGGAACGACCUUGAAGCGUCAAUAUUCAAUGACUAUAUGUCUUCACGUUACGCAGCACUCGCAUAUUGCAUUAUUUUGGUCUUCAAUCUCGCUAUGACUGUUCUCUCGGCGACAGAUCCCAAACC
Messenger RNA from Suillus subalutaceus, 1912 nucleotides. RefSeq lists its product as uncharacterized. Lineage: Eukaryota; Fungi; Basidiomycota; Agaricomycetes; Boletales; Suillaceae. The record is from RefSeq and is a predicted model, not a curated record. The transcript is spliced from 5 exons. Bases 230 to 1801 code for a protein of 523 amino acids.